AUGGCCUCAACGCCUUGGUUCAGGUUGCCGGCGACGUUCUGGAUAUUAAGCGCGUUUCCUUCGGCGGCCAUGACGGUUAACACGGAACAAGAUCACCCUCGUACGACGGGUACGUGCACUACGAUGACGCGUGUAUUGCGAAAACGUGCGGAAACACUCAGCGCGGAAACGGCGGUUACGAAUUCGUGCGUGUACGCAAAGGAAAACUUUGCACUUGAAGAGGUCACCAAUGUGGCGUUCGUGUCGUUAUCACGAUCGAACACCAACGAUCAAAAAAUAAACGAGAACGCGUUUAACGUGUAA
Messenger RNA from Macrosiphum euphorbiae (potato aphid), 303 nucleotides. The record is from the annotation of a GenBank genome assembly. NCBI's taxonomy places the organism in Eukaryota, Metazoa, Arthropoda, Insecta, Hemiptera, Aphididae.